This is a messenger RNA of Nannospalax galili (Upper Galilee mountains blind mole rat), 3660 nucleotides long. RefSeq names its product interferon regulatory factor 6 (gene Irf6). Lineage: Eukaryota; Metazoa; Chordata; Mammalia; Rodentia; Spalacidae. The transcript is spliced from 9 exons. The record is from RefSeq and is a predicted model, not a curated record. Gene Ontology annotation, molecular function: protein binding; DNA-binding transcription factor activity, RNA polymerase II-specific; RNA polymerase II cis-regulatory region sequence-specific DNA binding. Bases 397 to 1797 code for a protein of 466 amino acids. Gene Ontology annotation, cellular component: nucleus. Gene Ontology annotation, biological process: regulation of transcription by RNA polymerase II; immune system process.
UUCCGAAUGUCUUAGCAUGGUCAGGCCUCCCGCCCUGGGCCUGGGAGACACCCCCGGAGCUCCCGGUCCGCGUUCGGUGCUGGGGAGGGUGGCGCCGGGUGUGGCUGCUCCGGAGGUGAGGCCCUCCUUCCCUGAAGGGGCUGGAGGCGGUGCGGCAAGUCUCCCGGGCCUGCCGGGAAGAGAGGCCUGGGCCUCGGGCUUCACACGGAGCCUGUGUGGUGGUAAAGGGGCCGCCGGCUCCUCCGUUCCCCUGAUGGCGCGGGAGUGGGAGUGGAAGCCGGGGGUUCUGUAGGCACUGGCGAGCCUUUUGCUAGAAGAUUUGGUGGCCAGGAGAAAGUUAGGGCGUCUGGGUCCAGCUCUUCAGAUAUCUGUGCACAGACUGUCUGCUCUCAGAUCAUGGCCCUCCACCCUCGCAGAGUUCGGCUGAAGCCCUGGCUGGUGGCCCAGGUGGACAGUGGCCUCUACCCUGGCCUCAUUUGGCUACACAGAGACUCCAAACGCUUCCAGAUCCCCUGGAAACAUGCCACAAGGCACAGCCCCCAACAAGAGGAAGAAAACACCAUUUUUAAGGCUUGGGCUGUGGAGACCGGGAAGUACCAGGAAGGGGUGGAUGACCCUGAUCCAGCUAAAUGGAAGGCUCAGCUCCGCUGUGCUCUCAACAAGAGCAGGGAAUUCAACCUGAUGUACGAUGGUACCAAGGAAGUACCCAUGAACCCGGUGAAGAUCUAUCAAGUUUGUGACAUCCCCCAGCCCCAGGGCUCGAUCAUUAACCCAGGAUCCACAGGGUCUGCUCCCUGGGAUGAGAAAGAUGAUGUGGACGAAGAUGACGAAGAGGAUGAACUCGAUCAGUCGCAGCACCACGUCCCCAUCCAGGACACCUUCCCCUUCCUGAACAUCAAUGGCUCUCCCAUGGCACCUGCCAGUGUGGGCAACUGCAGUGUGGGCAACUGCAGCCCUGAAGCAGUGUGGCCCAAAACGGAGCCCCUGGAGAUGGAGGUGCCACAGGCACCCAUUCAGCCCUUCUACAGCUCUCCGGAGCUGUGGAUCAGCUCUCUCCCAAUGACUGACUUGGACAUCAAGUUUCAGUACCGUGGGAAGGAGUAUGGGCAGACCAUGACAGUGAGCAAUCCCCAGGGCUGCCGGCUCUUCUAUGGGGACCUGGGGCCCAUGCCUGACCAGGAGGAGCUCUUCGGUCCUGUCAGCCUGGAGCAGGUCAAGUUCCCGGGGCCAGAGCAUGUCACCAAUGAGAAGCAGAGGCUGUUCACCAGCAAGCUGCUGGACGUCAUGGACAGAGGACUGAUCCUGGAGGUCAGCGGGCAUGCCAUUUACGCCAUAAGGCUGUGCCAGUGCAAGGUAUACUGGUCAGGGCCGUGUGCCCCAUCUCUUGCUGCUCCCAACCUGAUUGAGAGACAGAAGAAGGUCAAGCUGUUCUGUCUGGAGACAUUUCUGAGUGAGCUCAUUGCCCACCAGAAAGGGCAGGUAGAGAAGCAGCCCCCUUUUGAGAUCUACCUGUGCUUCGGGGAAGAGUGGCCGGAUGGGAAGCCCCCGGAGAGGAAGCUCAUUCUGGUUCAGGUCAUCCCGGUAGUGGCUCGGAUGAUCUACGAGAUGUUUUCUGGUGAUUUCACACGAUCCUUUGACAGUGGCAGUGUCCGCCUGCAGAUCUCCACUCCAGACAUCAAAGACAACAUCGUCGCUCAGCUCAAGCAGUUAUAUCGAAUCCUUCAAACCCAGGAGAGCUGGCAGCCCAUGCAGCCCACCCCCAACAUGCAGUUGCCCCCUGCACUGCCCGCCCAGUGAUCGUGACUGCCAUCUGUGUCCUCCUUCUCUCUCUUUUUUAUAUUGUACAUAAGGAUUUUUUUUAUUAUUCGGAUUCAACCAACUUUUAAAUCUUUCCCUCUAACAUUAGAAGUCCAUGGCUCUCCAAAUAUGCCUAGUUUUAAAAGUUGAUUUAUCGAGAAAUCAUCCUUCAGGAGAUUUCCUUUUCUUUUGAAACCUUCCAUGGUAGUAUGGUGUAGGAGAGAUCUGUUCUGGGAGUUUGGACACCGGGAUUCUAGCUGCAGAGUUACUUCCAAGGUGACCCUAAACAGGCCACUUAACAUCUGGGCUUCAGAUGUAUCACUUGUAAAUAAAUAAGGUUUGGAAUGAUGCCUAAAAUUGCAUUUAGCUAUAAAACUCUGGCUUAGUUACUUUCCUGUACUUGCAUAAGACAACUGCCUGGAACAGGACCUUCUGCCUUUUGUUCUUAGACCUUCUUUGGUUUUGUUUUCUUGCUUUCAUCAAAGUUCCCUCAAGCACUGAUCUGUCCAGGAUUGAGCUCUGACCUGUUCUGCUAGUAGAGUAAGCUGGCUCCCUGUUGGGGGAAGAGAAGUGCUAACUGGUUGCUUAGGAACCAAAUAGAAAUGAGUGCCAAAGUCUGAAAGUCAUCUGGCCUGUGGAGUGAAGGCUCAUAAACUGAGUGUGGAAGGUGAACUGGUGGCACAGAAGCCCAGGGAUUCUGUGCAAGAAUGGCUGUCAGGUGUUUACCUUGUCACCACUCACAUGCUGCCGUGUGUGUGUGUGUGUGUGUGUGUGUGUCUCAGACAGGCACACAUGACUCAGCAGUGGACUCAGAUGUAGGAGCUCUCUCAUUUCCUUCUCUGAAGAUGACCUGAGGGGGCUGGGCAUGGAGGAUAUAUUCUGCCUCAAAAGGGAUGUUUCUUGCUUGAAGACUUCUUUUCUUUUCUUUUUUUUUUUUUUGGUCUUUUUGAGACAGGGUCUCCCUAUAGCCCCAGCUAUCCUGGAUUCACUAUGUAGACCAGGCUGGCCUUGAACUCACGGAGAUCCCCCUGCCUCUGCCUCCCGAGUGCUGGGAUCAAAGGCCACACCUGGCUGAAGACUUCUCAGUCUUCCUAUCGUUUGGUUUUUCAGUUAGGAAAAAUGAGGUGUUGAGUGUGUUAAGGCCAGGGUGAAGGGCUGGGCGCACUCUUCUGGUAGAGGCUCAAACCUGUUCAUCUCCCUUAGCAGGGGAGGAGUCUGGCUGUGACCAAGGAAGGUGAACAGUACCCUAGAACACAGCUAUCUCUCCGUGUCUGCUUCACCUACUUCUGUUCUGCCUCUGCCCCUUGUGUCUCUAAGAUGAAAUGGUACAUAAUGUUAAUUCCACAACCAAAAGGGAAAACCAGAUACUUAUCUCUAGUCAUAGGCUAGACUGAAUACCUCAGGUCAUAGGGAGGAAGCCCGUGUGGUCUGCUACCCUUAAACCCAGAGUAGCACCUCCUACUUUUCAAGUCACUGAAAGUCUGGCUAGAUUUAUUGUAAAAAUCUGAAACCUCAACUACAAGAGUGGGCACAACUUAUUUAGAAUGUUUAAGCUUUGUUUUAAGGGUCUAUCAGGGAUUAUUAGACGUAUGGCCAGGAGAAAUCUGGGCGGCUUGGGAAGGGUGGGGAUGUGUGAAUAAGAACCAAGUCUAAUAAUAUAUAUUAUGAAAACGUCACAGUAAAGCUCUUUGUAUGCUAACUUAAAAAAAAAAAAACCUAGGUAAAAGGUGCCGAACUUCAUGUUGGGCUUUUAGAGACCAGGAAUCACAAAGACUAAGCUUUUCCAGGGUGUGGGGCAUCAUCAUUUUGUUGAAGUGUGAAAUUCAGUCAUGAUGUGUGGCUGCUCCACCUGUAUCUGGGAGC